AAGUUGUCCUUAAAACUGGUUAGAAGGCAAGUACAAGAGCAGUUCCCAGAUGUUUAGGCAAAUCCUGUGAAUUAGCUUACGCGCAAAUUAGCAGUAAUAGCCAUUGAAUAGGCGGGACUUUUUCGAAACUUUCCCCCUCAAAAUAUCUCUCCUCCACCCACAGUAUUUUUCACUCUUACCAAAACCCUAACCCGCCAAUAGAGUAGGAAGAAAAAGGGGAUGAAGGAUAAGAUGGUAAUAGCAUUAAUUAGGAAUUAGCGCUAGUUUAAAAGGGGGCAUGUUAGCCGAAACAGGUAGUUUUACGUAACUUUUUGUUUUUGUUGGGGAGCCAAAACGUCUGCAUCGUCGUUUCGAGGAAAGGGAGGAUAGUAGUAGUAAUACAAGGAGGAGAAGGGGAGAGUGAAAAUAAGGGAAUUUGAGAAAGUGCGAUUUGACUAUUAUGGAGGAAACUAUUGAGAAGAAGGAUACUGAGGCAAAGAUUGCGGAUAAUAUACAUCUUAAAGAAGAUGAAGGGAUGGUUUUGAAUGAGGUUGUUAAACCAAAAGGAAAAAGAGGGAGACCCCCCAACAAAGAUAAGGAAAAAGAAAGAUUGGAUGAAAACAUUGAAUCUGGAGAAAAACAGACUUGUAUCAAGAAAAGCAAAAAUCUCAAUGGAAAAGAAGAGGAAAUUGAUAGCAAGAAAGAAGGGGAGAAGAUUGAUUCUGAUAAAGUGACUACUACACAUAGGCCAAUGAGGUCGUCAAGUCAAAAAGCUAUUAAGAAGUUAAGUGAAUAUACGCAGCAAAUGACCGAAUGGGAUGAAGAAGACCGUAAUACUCGUAAGAAAAGAAAGGGUCAAGGUAGGAAGCGUGCCAUGAAAACACAAGAAGAGAUUGGUGAUACUGAGAAAAUUGCAAUGAGGUUGAAAGAGAAUGGUGGAGAUUCUGAUAGUAGUAGAGAGGAGGGUAAUGGGAGUAAAAAACAUAGGGCUGAGGGAGAAGAGGAAGUGGAAGGAUCAGAUUCUGGAAGAUAUUCUAUGCGGCAAAGGAAAGAUAAUGCAUCAAAUCCCCGUGCUAGAAAGAGGAAGGAUGAGAAUGGUAAUGAGAUUUUAUCAAAUAUGUGUCAUCAGUGCCAGAGGAAUGACAAAGGAAGGGUUGUUCGCUGCACCAGCUGUAAAACAAAGCGAUACUGCAUUCCUUGCAUGACCACAUGGUACCCUGGGAUGCCCGAGGAGGCUUUUGCAGAGUUUUGUCCUGUUUGUCGUCAAAACUGUAAUUGCAAAUCAUGCUUGCGUUUGGAUGGGCCAAUAAGGGCUUUGAAGAUCUCACAAUGUGAGAUUAGCAAAGAAGAAAAGUUUGAAUAUUCUAAAUUCAUUUUGCAAAAACUUUUGCCUUUCUUGAGAAGAUUUAGUGCAGAGCAAGUGAUGGAGAAGGAAACUGAAGCUAAGCUUGAAGGAUUACAAGUGUCAGAGUUAACGCUGCGGAAGGCAAAGUGUCAGAAGAAUGAGAGAAUGUACUGCAACAACUGCAAAACAUCCAUUUUUGAUUUCCACAGAAAUUGUUCUAGCUGUUCCUAUGAUCUUUGCCUUUCUUGUUGCCGGGAGCUUAGAGAUGGUCACCUUAAGGGAGGCAAUAAAGAAGUCAUCAUGGACUUCGUUGACAAGGGGGUUGCGUAUUUGCAUGGAGCUGAUCCUGUAUCAGAUAACCAAACUGGAACUUCAAGAAGGCGUAGAUCUUCCAAGAAGAUGGUUGAAAAUGAUUCGGUAGGCAAUGCCAGGUUUGCGUUUGAAAUGGAGCCUGGGGAUAAUGGAGGGCUUCUGCUAGAGAAUUCUGGUGGUCAUGCUGGUGAAUGGAAAUCCAAUGAAGAUGGUAUCAUCCCUUGUCCACCACAGAAUUUUGGUGGUUGUGGUAAGGGAGUUUUAGAGCUGAAGUACCUGCUGGAUAAGACAGAAAGUCUCUCUGAGUUGUUGGCAAGAGCUGAAGAUAUUGCCAAAAGAUUUGAAUUGGAACACAUGCCUGAGAUACCUCAGGGACCAUGCUGCUGUAGUAAUUCAGUGGAUGAAAAUGAUAUCCAGAAAAGCAAACUGUGUAAAGCAGCAUCUCGUGAUGGUUGUGAUGACAACUAUUUAUACUGUCCAGCAGCUAAAGAUCUUCAGCGGGAGGAUCUGAAGCAUUUCCAAUGUCAUUGGCUGAAAGGUGAGCCUGUGAUUGUCCGCAAUGUGCUUGAGACUGGGUCAGGGUUAAGCUGGGAGCCCAUGGUUAUGUGGCGAGCCUGUCGCCAGAUAAAGAACUUAAACCACCCUCUUCUUUUGGAUGUCAUUGCUAUCAACUGCUUAGAUUGGUGUGAGGUAGAAGUUAACAUCCACCAGUUUUUUAAGGGAUAUUUGGAAGGUCGAAUUGAUAAUGCUGGCUGGCCCCAGAUUCUGAAGUUGAAAGAUUGGCCUCCAUCUGAUUUAUUCGAUGAACGAUUACCUCGUCAUGGCGCGGAGUUUGUUAGAAGCUUGCCUUUUAAGGAGUACACAAAUCCCCAAAGUGGCUACCUAAAUCUUGCUGUCAAACUGCCAGACAAUUCGUUGAAGCCCGACAUGGGACCAAAGACAUAUAUUGCUUAUGGAGUUCCUCAGGAGCUAGGGCGUGGAGACUCUGUGACUAAGCUGCAUUGUGAUAUGUCUGAUGCGGUGAAUGUGUUGACACAUACUCAAGCAAUAAACCUGUCGCAGGAGCAACUUUUAAAAAUGGAAAAAGUGAAACAAAAACAUGCUGACCAAGAUAAAAAGGAACUUCAGAUGGCUGAGGACGAGAAAAAAUGCAAAAACGAAGCAUCAUCUGAGUUGAUUGAUGACCACUCUGUGCACAGUGGCAGAUGUAGUAGAAGAGAUGAAGAAAAAAUUGAUCAAUUUAAAGUUCAAAGAUUGAGUAGUGAACCAGAUUGUGGCAAUCAGUCAAUUAUUCCCUCUGCUUCUUGUGUGGAACCAGAGGGAGAUACUGGUGCUGACAUGGUAAUAAAUGGUGCAAUCAAUUCUACUAGCAAUUGUGAAGCAAGUGGAGGAAUUAAAAUUGACAAUGAUAAAAGUGACGAGUGCAAAGAUAAUCCCGUGUUUGAAAAAAAUGAAGUAUUUGAGGAUAUAGAAGGGGGUGCGCUCUGGGACAUCUUUAGAAGGCAAGAUGUUGCCAAGUUGGAGGAAUAUCUCCUGAAGCACUUCAAGGAAUUCAGACAUAUCUAUUGUUGCCCGGUCCCACAGGUUAUUCACCCUAUACAUGAUCAAACAUUUUAUUUGACUGAGGAUCACAAAAGGAAGCUUAAGGAAGAGUAUGGAGUUGAACCGUGGACCUUUGUUCAAAAAUUGGGGGAUGCAGUUUUUAUACCUGCGGGCUGUCCUCAUCAAGUUAGAAACUUGAAGUCCUGUAUAAAGGUUGCUCUUGACUUUGUGUCUCCCGAAAAUCUUCAUGAAUGCAUCCGAUUGACUGAAGAGUUCCGUACACUUCCCCAAAAUCACAGAGCCAAGGAGGACAAGUUGGAGGUGAAGAAAAUGAGUAUUCAUGCAGUGAGAGAAGCUCUUGCUGAAUUAGAACAAAAGGAUUUGACUGGCGAGAAUGAGAAAGAAAAGUAUACAGUUAUGGAAGAUGAUAGAGAAAUUUCAGGAGAUGAUCAGAAUGGGAUUUGCCAGGAUUUAAAAGAUGACAAGACAAGAUUCAACAGAACGUCUCAGUAGCUCGAAGGAGGAUUUUGAAAUGAAAUGACAAAGGCUCUGAGUGUGAAAAAACACUGUGGAUUAUGAAAAUAUAGGAUUAUCCAAGUUUGGCUGUAUUUAGUUAAAUCUCCUUGUUAUAUAGGGCGACCCAUUGUUUGUUCAGUUUCUGGGGUUAUCUAUGUGCAUUUUGAUUUUAUUUUCGUCUACCUGGUACUUGCGAGUUGUCUGACUAGGAUGGAAACAGAAAGUGUAAACAGACUUAAUUAUGUUGAUGGUCAUCUUCACUUCAAUAUUUUUUUUUGUUGAACUA
Solanum dulcamara is the source of this 3980-nucleotide messenger RNA. Its product is annotated as lysine-specific demethylase JMJ29-like. The record is from RefSeq and is a predicted model, not a curated record. Gene Ontology annotation, biological process: regulation of transcription by RNA polymerase II. Gene Ontology annotation, molecular function: histone H3K9 demethylase activity; transcription coregulator activity; chromatin DNA binding. The transcript is spliced from 13 exons. Lineage: Eukaryota; Viridiplantae; Streptophyta; Magnoliopsida; Solanales; Solanaceae. Gene Ontology annotation, cellular component: histone deacetylase complex; chromatin. Bases 440 to 3691 code for a protein of 1083 amino acids.